This is a messenger RNA of Solenopsis invicta (red fire ant), 5063 nucleotides long. RefSeq lists its product as uncharacterized. The coding region runs from base 2091 to 2795 and encodes 234 amino acids. Lineage: Eukaryota; Metazoa; Arthropoda; Insecta; Hymenoptera; Formicidae. The transcript has 2 exons. The record is from RefSeq and is a predicted model, not a curated record.
GGAAAACAAUUACACAUGAAAUAAUAAAAUCGGGACAUAUAGAAAAAAUGUCCUCUGGAUAUACAACGGACGUCCUCUGGACAUAAAGAGACACAUGCAGAAAUUAAAUCAACAUAAUUUCUGGAUAUGUCCCCGAAUGCAAUUAUGAUAAAUGCAUUAAUGUAUUAUUGUAUUAUUCUCUUUAUUGAGUCUGCAAUUAAAAGAUCGCAGUCAUAUAUAACGGGACGUCCAGAAUACGUUCUUCGGACAUCCUGCGGAUGUCCGAAAUACAGCGACAUAAACAGGACAUUUGAGGACAUAAAUAGGAUGUCCGAAGGACGUCCAUGUGUUGUGUGGGUGUACGCAUGCGUAUGCAUGUGAGAAUAGGAAGCAAAGCUCCUAUAGAGUCAGUCGGUUACAGACCGAGCUAGAAGAAAGACCUAUGUCAGCGGACAUAGGUUAGAUGAUGCAACAAUUGCAUCAGCCCGUGUAACAUUGCGCGACGCGGUAAAUACAUUAAAUUACGUGCGGGAUUAAUAAAUCUAACGCGAACGUGAUUUAUUAUUGUGACGAUCGAGGAAAAUUAUAUACUUUAUGUUAUUUUUUGAAUGUGUGAAAUAAAUAUACACUGCCCACCAAAAAAAGAGAGUCGGACAUGUCAGUAAGGCUUGUAAAGGCUUGGCUCGCUGUCUGCAGUGCGGUGAGAACAAACACAACGAAGCAGAACAAUGCGGGAAAAGUAAUUGUCUAGCUCGCUGCAUCAACUGCGGGGGUGCCCACUUGGCUACUUCACCCAAAUGUCCUGUGGUGAACUUUCAGAGAAGAGUUACUGCGCUUGCAGCUACAGAAAAUAUCUCUAUGGUCGAAGCCCGGGACAAGCUGAAGGCCAACGCCUCUUCAUCACUCUCCAAAUUCUCCACUCGCGAGGAUCUUAGCUACAAAGAUUUUCCAAUACUGUCUUGCUCUGACUCUAGCUCCUUGUCUCACAACAUUUUAAAUAACUUUCACAGCCAUAAUCUAUAUAACGUUUUAGGCUAUGGAGAUUCUGACUCCCCACUCAACACGAGCCUACGCCUAAGCUCUUGGCCAAGAAAGUGCUUCUGUGCGGAGCUCUCUGCACACUCGAAGCGUGCGCUUGGUGGACCGUCACAUACAGGAUAUGGAGAGCCCGCGCCAGGGCCAACACAAGGAACACAAAGACGUCUCCGUAGCUUUUAAAUCUGGACAUCAACUCCACCUUGCUCAUGCCGAGGCCUUAACGUCCCCCAACGGGCGCACACCCAGCAUCUCCAAAAACGGCGCGGCUCUACACAGUAUACCAGAGCGUGACUACACAGACAAGAAAACUCACGAUCAUACUCAAGACAGCACGUCAGUGUUCAUCAAGAAUCUUAUUACGUUGCAUCUGACACCUUACUCAUGCUGCUUGGGGGUGACCUAGCGGGCGCUCUUAAAUCCCUUUUAAUAUUUGUGUGCCAAAACUUAUUUUCCAUUAACAUCAAAAAUCUUGACUCUGCCAAUUUUACAAAUCUUGUCAGCCAAUUUAACACACAUAACUUUGAAUAAAUGGCUCUCUAUCGCCCCAUUCUUAUCUAAUUAUCUCCCAUUUCUUUUCUCUUUCGUUACUGCAUUUUUGUCAUAUAGCUCAAGUUAUCUUAAUUCACAUUUUAUUUUAAUCUUAUAGUUUAUUAUGGGCUUUGGGAUCAUUUACUGGAACGGUCGAGGUAUCAGGGACAAAUUACCGGUCAUACUUCCGCAUCUUGGAAAGGUUGACCUCCUGUGCAUUCAGGAAUCUCUCCUCAGAGAACACACCAAAUUUUGGUGUAAAGACUUUCAAAUCUUCAGAAAGGACAUUUUUGCCCACGGCGACAGUGGUGUCUGUACUCUAAAACGCAACUACAUAUUUUGCUCACUUAUAGAUCUCACGAGCUUCUCUCACUCCUCUUUGGAAUUAAUCAGAGUUACUAUUAAAUUUCAACAUAAAGAAGUUUUCAUUGUUAACAUUUAUAAGCAUCCCUCUCAAAUAACACCUCUCUGCGCUUGGUCGAGAAUCUUCAGCUUACGGCAAAAGUUUCCGUACAUGCUUGUACUCGGGACCGUUAACGCCUAUCAUGGCUACUAGCACUGCGACUUUGAGGAUAGCGCAGGCAGAAUACCUAGCAUUUGCUAUCGAGAACGCCGACUUUACAUUGCUGAACGAGACCAAUUCCACUUUUCUCACUUCCUCCGAACACUAUCUUUCUCGGGGUGUGAACGUUAUCGACCUCAGCCUUGCAUCCCGGCCUCUAUCUCUCCUGUGCUCUUUGUGUGUUGAUGACGACUGCUGGGGCAGCGAUCACUUCUCAGUUUUCAUGCAGGUUGACUGGGAGGCUGAAUCAGCAGGCAGAUUUAUAUACAAGCUCCUACUUAAGCAACUUAGGGCCUUUAGUGCGUUCUGCAGCUCUUCGGAGCAGCUCGCCCACGGCUUCGAGGAUUCUUCUUCUCACUUGGACCCGGUGUCGGCGUAUCAUCAGUUCUUUUUGCACAUCAAAAAGGUCAUUGAUGAAUUUAUCCCGCAUGACAAAAGCGUCCCCAGGACUAUCAAAUCUCGUAAUCAUAAAGCCGCCCCACCGUGGUGGAAUGUUAACUGUCAAAACGCGAUUAGUCACAGAAGAGAGGCUCUCGCUGUUUUUCGCCGCUCUUCCACAGUUGAGAACCUUCGGAAAUACCGAAAAGCUAAGAAAAGUUGCUCCACUUUACUCAAGAAGGAAAAAAGAAAGGGCUGGAAGUUUUUGUGCAACUCAUUCAAUGACAAGACGCCCACUCCUAGGGUGUGAGCACUCGCAAACUUUUCAAAAAAAGUAACCUUUGCACGCAAACCUCUACGCUCGAUUCUGCGGCUACUGUUUCCUCACAGGAAGUUGUUGUCAGCAAAUUAUGUCUUCCUGCCUGCACCUCGAAUGGCAACUUAUCGCUCUCGACUAUGAUUUAAGAGGACAUGCAGUCCACAAACCUUUGCUGGAUCACCAUAUCACUCUUCAGGAGGUCAGCUUGGCCUUAAAAUCUAUGAAAACAAAGUCCGCUCCGGAAAUUGAUCAAAUAGAUUAUCGUAUCCUUAAAGCUCUGCCGAUAAGCUACGUUGAGCAACUUACGAACAUUUUUAAGUCAACUUGUAGUCAACUCCGAAAGCCUGACUUAGAAAAGUCGAUUUACAGUAUAGGGUAUGUUAGGGUAGUUAAAUAUAAUUCAUUGCAUUGUACAUUGAAUAUGAUACCAAAAGCAAAUGGCCAAUCCACAAUUACGGAUUCAAACGAAUAGACUCACGUUCAUUGCAUUAAAUAUUGAAUAUCAAAAACAAAUAACUAAUCCACAAUUACGGAUUCAAAUGAAUAGGUCGCACGUUUUACUUUUAUGUAUAUUGAAUAAGAUACAGAAAGCAAAUAGCCAAUCCGUAAUUAUUGAUUCAAAUGGAUUACGGAUAGAAAAUCAAUUCAAAAAAUCCAAAAACUAGAUUUAAUUUCGUUCCAUUUAAUAAUCCUAAAUAUUUUUCAAUUAUUUUUCGUUUGCUGGGUCAACAACUAAUUUAUGUUACAUUAACAAUAACAUAAUUAAAGUUAUAUUUCCAGAAUUCUGAUUUGUGCAAGUGUUCAUCUUAAACUUGGCAACAGUAACUUAGGAAUAGAGGGACGGAGCAUAAAGUCUUACUUUAGGCAAGAGGGGGUGUUCUCUCAGGCAUGCAGGGGGAACCGUUCUCCGCCACCUUGGUUUCAAAAAACUUAUACAUAGAUAUGUGUCAGUGACAUCCUGUUUGCGCUGUGUUAGUGUGACAGCACUGUGUUACAGCUAUAAAGUUAGGUUAGAUACUCGAACUCAUUCGUCUUAUUCAUCAACGUUAAUUCACUCUUUAAAAAUAAAAAUGGUAAAAUGCAUAGUACCAGGAUGUUUCACGACAAAUUCUUUAGACAGAUAUAAAAAUAAAUUUCAGAAAGUAUUGGAACAAAUAAAAAUUUGUUUCCACAGGUAAAAAAUUAUAAUCUUAUUAAUACGUACCUAAUAUUUUAUUUUUAUUAAUAUAAAAAAAUAUUUUCUUUGUUGAUACAAUUGAUGUAUGUGCUUGUUGAUACUUUAUUUAUUUAAAGGAAAAAAGAAAAAAAUUAUUUUAAAUUAUUUCUUAUUUUAUCAUAGUUUAUUUUUUAGUUUGUUUUUAUAUGCAAAAUAUUAUUUAAUAUGUUUGUUAUACUAGCUUAUUACAUUGUUAAAUGUAUUAUAUGUUAUUAAAUAAUUAAAGAAAAAUUUAAUGUAAAAGAUUAACAAAAUUUUAAAUUUUAUUAUUCUGUAAUUAUAAUGUUUAUUUCACACAUACACUGUACAUGUUUUAAUGUGUGCGAUCUUUGAAACCAAUAUGCCCCCCCCCCCGCUGCGAAAGUGCCGCGCCCCUGUAGGUUAUGCACCGUCCCUCUAUUCCUAAGUCCGUGGAAUACACCCACUGAAAGAGGCCUAGUUUACACCGAUCACUUGAUACGCGUACUAACUCGAUAAUCGUAACCACAGUAUAUACAGUAGCGACAGUAGCUGUCGGCUUCUUUGAUGUCAAUGGUCCUCGAUCACGUGACUGUCAGCCAUUUUGAGGAUUGUAUAGGAGGGCUGAAUUUAAACGACAACAAAAGACGUUACAAUAUUUUGCAAACUACUUUUACAAUUCAGAUAAAUCCUAUAUAUGAUUUUCAAUAUACAACUAUAUAUACUAAAAUAGAUUUAUUUUUUUAAUGUCAAUGUAUUUCUGGAAUAAAUUAAUAACAUUAUAACACAGUAUAUGAAGUGUGAUAAUUGUAAGUUAGCAAUUUAAUGGCAAUCUCAGGCAAUACAAGUUUAAAAUCGAAAUAUAAGGCAUUUUUAAAACAUCAUAACUUAAGUAGUCUGUAAGAUGUUUUAUAUCUCAAUUUUAGAUGUGUAUACAAAUUUAUGCUAUUUGGUAUUAGAAUAAGAACAGGGAAAAUAAUAAAAUAACGAUAAAAAUUGUUUAAUUAUCAUUAAUAUCCUAAAGUCUAAAUAAUUCCCACUUACAAAGUAAUAAAAAAUCCAAUAUUAUAUUUUUCACAUUUUUU